This is a messenger RNA of Nycticebus coucang (slow loris), 3037 nucleotides long. RefSeq names its product aromatase. Bases 245 to 1756 code for a protein of 503 amino acids. The record is from RefSeq and is a predicted model, not a curated record. The transcript is spliced from 10 exons. Gene Ontology annotation, molecular function: iron ion binding; monooxygenase activity; heme binding. Lineage: Eukaryota; Metazoa; Chordata; Mammalia; Primates; Lorisidae.
CUUCUAUAGCCCAUUCUUCAGACGAGAGCUAACUGAACCCUCUCAGUGGCUGCAGUUCACGAGUUGGCUCUGGCCUUGCCUAAGACUCUGGGUCUUGGCGGUGAGAGAAGAGGAAGCCUGACGAGCUGGUCUUGUGCCGGCUUAGUGCUGGGUGGUCGAGAGGCAAACCCUCAGCUCCUCUCAGGCUGGUUCCUCUGAGCAGACAGGACUCUAAAUCGCUUCCUCGGGGGUCAAAGAACCGAAGAUGGUCUUGGAGAUGCUGAACCCCAUGCAUUACAACAUCACCAGCGUGGUGCCGGAAGUCAUGCCUGCCGCCACCAUGCCCAUCCUGCUGCUCACCGGCUUCCUCCUUCUGGUCUGGAAUUAUGAAGGUACCUCCUCAAUACCAGGUCCUGGCUACUGCAUGGGAAUUGGGCCCCUCAUUUCCCAUGGCAGAUUCCUGUGGAUGGGGAUAGGCAGUGCCUGCAACUACUAUAACAAGAUGUAUGGAGAAUUCACGAGAGUCUGGAUAAGUGGAGAGGAAACGCUCAUUAUCAGCAAGUCCUCAAGCAUGUUCCAUGUGAUGAAACACAGUCACUACAUUUCCCGAUUUGGCAGCAAACUUGGCUUGCAGUGCAUUGGUAUGCACGAGAACGGCAUCAUAUUUAACAACAAUCCAGCCCUCUGGAAAGCAAUUCGACCUUUCUUUAUGAAAGCUUUGUCUGGUCCUGGCCUCGUUCGGAUGGUGGCGAUUUGCGUUGAGUCACUCAAAAUGCAUCUGGACAGGUUGGAGGAGGUGACCAAUGAGUCAGGCAAUGUUGACGUGUUGACCCUCAUGCGGCGCAUCAUGCUGGACACCUCUAACGCUCUCUUCCUGGGGGUGCCCAUGGACGAAACUGCCAUUGUGGUUAAAAUCCAGGGUUAUUUUGAUGCAUGGCAAGCUCUUCUAAUCAAACCAGACAUCUUCUUUAAGAUUUCUUGGCUAUACAAAAAAUAUGAAAAGUCCGUCAAGGAAUUGAAAGAUGCCAUAGAAGUUCUGAUAGAAGAAAAAAGACACAGGAUUUCUACAGCAGAGAAACUGGAAGAAUCCAUGGACUUUGCCACUGAUUUGAUUCUUGCCGAGAAACGUGGCGACAUGACAAAAGAGAACGUGAACCAGUGCAUCCUGGAAAUGCUGAUCGCGGCCCCCGACACCAUGUCCGUCUCCCUGUUCUUCAUGCUAUUUCUCAUCGCGAAGCACCCUAAGGUUGAAGAGGCGUUGUUGGAGGAAAUCCAGACUGUUCUUGGUGAAAGAGACAUAAGAAUUAAUGAUAUGCAAAAAUUAAAAGUGGUGGAGAACUUCAUUUAUGAGAGCAUGCGGUACCAGCCUGUCGUGGACUUGGUCAUGCGCAGAGCCUUAGAAGAUGAUGUAAUUGAUGGCUACCCGGUGAAGAAAGGGACUAAUAUUAUCUUGAAUAUUGGAAGAAUGCACAGACUUGAGUUUUUCCCCAAGCCCAAUGAAUUUACUCUUGAAAACUUUGCAAAGAAUGUUCCUUACAGGUAUUUUCAGCCAUUUGGAUUUGGGCCUCGUGCCUGUGCAGGAAAGUAUAUCGCCAUGGUGAUGAUGAAAACCAUGCUGGCCACGUUUCUGACACGAUUCCACGUGGAGACACAGAAAGGAGGGUGUGUUGAGAACAUGCAGAAAAAAAAUGACCUGUCCUUACACCCAGAUGAGACAGACAACAUGCUGGAAAUGAUCUUUGUCCCAAGAAACGCAGACAAAUGCCUGGAACACUAAAGAGGUUGCUCCCCUCCUCCCCCCAGAGCACUUUUCAUCAGUAGUUCAUGUGCACAUCAUCCAUCCUUGCCAAUAGUGUCAUUCUCAGAGUGAAUAUUCUGUGCUGCAUGGUGUUUUAUAGCAAGGCCUCCUAUAGGCUGGUAGCAAGAUGGGAGCUGUCAGUCAUCUGCUCUUGUUCAACUCAGAACUAGGCUGCAAGAGAAAAGACAGGGGCCAGGAGUUUGCAGGGGAAAUAGUCAGUGAAGAAACCACAGCUCUAAGAUCAAAUUCCACACAGUGUGCUUCGGAGACCGUAGGCCGUCAGAAAAAAAAAUACAUCUUGUUUCCCAUUGGAUUUCCAAAGGCAUUUUAAUGUCCCGGACAGAAGUACUCAAGUUUAUUAGAAAAGCCAAGCUAAUGUCUGGGGACUGGGGCCAAACACACCUGCUAGUGUGAAUAAAAGUAAUUUGGUUUCACUGGGUGGGACAGCAGAUUUCAUAGUCUUUGGAGAAAUGCUCAAAAAUUCCACACUUGAAAUUCCCACGAAUUAUGCCCAGUUAACGCCUGUUUACCCACACGUGCUCCAUCUGGGACAAAAGUUAAACUGGAGGAUAUCUUUUCCCAGCCUCAAAUCCAGGCCUCAUUCACUUACCUCUGCUAUGAUGGGUGCAGAUUCACAGUGCAAGCUACCUUAGUAAUAGCCUGAGUAAAAUACAAUGAGAACCUUACACCUGCUUUUGGGGCGGGGGUGGGAGGGUUGGGGGAGGGAAUCCACGUGAUGCAUUUCAAAUUCAAGUCCAAAUCCUUUUUGCAUAUUUGCAUUGUUGCUUAGUUUAAUUAGGGUGGCUAUUGAGGGUUAACUUUAGAUAUGGCUUCCAUCAGCUCUUACGUCAGCCUCAGUGAUAGGGAGAGGAACAUUCUCUACGUCUGCAUCUAAUUUGAACCAGUGGGUUCGAACUUCUAAGGACUGUUCAUCUCAUCUUAUUAUCUUCCUCCCCUGACAUUUUCUCCCCCACUUUUGUUCCAUGGCCCCAAAAGCCAAGAGAAACAGAUCAGUAAAGAAAGUCAUCAGAGGAGAACCCCUCUAUUUUUUUUUAUCCUACCUCAGAUUUAACAGUUACCUGAGAGAGACUUAGCAGUUAUUUAGUUUAUUGAAUCAUUGCAUGUUUACUUUGAAAUUAGCUCUCUAGAGGGAAUCAAAUAAGUGGAUUCAUUUUCCAAACGCCAAUAUACUUGUGUUAUAUAGCCAAUCUGAUCGUAUCUAUUGAAUGUCAUUGAAAAUCUAAAAAAUUAAACUUAUUU